Messenger RNA from Heteronotia binoei (common prickly gecko), 9041 nucleotides. It is a transcript of the gene PDZD2, whose product is annotated as PDZ domain containing 2. The transcript is spliced from 25 exons. The record is from RefSeq and is a predicted model, not a curated record. The coding region runs from base 693 to 8684 and encodes 2663 amino acids. Gene Ontology annotation, molecular function: protein binding. Lineage: Eukaryota; Metazoa; Chordata; Lepidosauria; Squamata; Gekkonidae.
GAACGCUGGAAGAGAAGGGGAGCGCAGGAUUUUCCAUCUCUUGAACCAAAAAAAGCGGGGAGGAGGAGGGAAGAAAGGAAAAGAAAAAUUGCAACUCUGCCAAUCAGAGCUCUCCUUUCCCUCCCUUGGCCUAUGGAAGAGGAGGGGGGGCGGGGAGUUCGGGCUGCGCUCCCCCAAUGGAUGCAAGCGCUGGAGCUAAAUUGAGAACAACAGUAAGCGGGAGGACCCCGGGUUUCAGCCCCGCCAAUGCUGGCUUUGAACUGCGGGGGAAUCUCUUAAUAGCUUCUGGACGGCAAGGUCAAGUCGGUUGGUGGGUGUGGAAGAGCAUCACCAUUGCUGUUAGUGGAAAACUGGAUGUCUGAGUGGGUUUUUUGUGUGGACAGCUAUGAAGAUUGCCAGACAAGAAGUCCCUGCUGCUUCCUUCCUUUCUGACCGAGCACUCCAGGGUGACUGAAUUCACUCUUUUUUUUUGUUCACCCCACAAAAGAUAUUCUGUUACCUUUGGCCAAACUGGAAAAGAAAGACUCUUGUGUUGAUUUCUGGCCUCCUACGUUGAUCUUUUUGUUUUUGCUUUUAGUAUGGCUGUUGGUAGAGUAGGUGGUUACCUUGAUAUUGAAAGGCACGUCAGUCAUAUUUUGAUCACCCAAACCUGGAAACAGUUCUUCACGUAAUGGAAUCCUGGAGUGGCCACAAUGCCCAUCACGCCGGAGAAUGUGGUGCUGUUUCUCCCUGUCCUUUACCGGUGGCUGCAGAAUCAUUUGAAGGAGGAGGUGGAAGAGCCGGAACAGAAGCUUUGCCGAUCCGCCAUCAAGAAACUGAGGGAGUACAUCCACUUGAACUUCCCGGUGGAAGAAGGCAUCCUUCAACAUGGUACGAACCCUGUGGACAUGGAGAUCUGUACUGUUUACCUUACCAAGGAUCCAGGAAACGCUGAAUCCCUUGGCCUAAGUUUUGGGAAUAUACCUGCUCUAGGGGACUAUGGAGAAAAGCGGAGAGUGGGGAAGAAGAGGAAGGGGCUCAAAGGCCCAGUGCUGGACGUUGGAAGCAUCUGGAUCACUGACUUAAAGAAAAACAGCCCAGCAGGGAAAUGUGGAAAGGUUCGUUUGAGAGACGAGAUCCUUUCCCUGAAUGGGCAGUUGAUGGUUGGAGUGGACAUCAGUGGUGCAAGCUAUCUUGCUGACCAGUGCUGGAAUGGCGGCUUCAUCUACCUGAUCAUGUUGCGUCGCAUCAAGCGCAAGGCCCCCCUUCCUCCAUCGAAUGGCAACAACAGCAACAGCAGCGAAAGCAAAGCCAGGCCCACCUCCGAGCCCAGCGGGAAAGCCUCUCAAAAUGGCAAAAGGACCAGGAAGUUUGGGGUCAUCACCAGGACGCCCUCCAGUGGCAAGGAGGCAAAGGGCAGUAAAGGCAGCUCCAGGACGGACCGUGAGAACGGGCACUGCACCCGUAUGGAAGUGGACGGGAUACCACCGGAGGCAUCCAAAACGGAAAGCAAGGUGGAGAAUCCGCUUCCGAGAGUAGACUCUCCGUUUCCAGCAGGACAGUACAGGACUCGGCUUUCGGAUGGAGGGAUUCUGGACUUAAAUGCAAGCGAACUGUCCCUGCAGCGAGAAGGUUGCCGGAUAUGGAAGAUGACCAUGAUGAAGGGGUCAGACGGGCUGGGAAUCCAGAUCACCGGUGGUCGAGGGUCAAGGCGCUCUCCGCACGCCAUCAUAAUUGCACGGGUGGAAGAAGGAGGCUCUGCGCACAGGGAUGGCAGACUGAAAGUGGGAGAUGAGCUCCUAAUGAUCAACGGUCACUCUUUGGUCGGCCUCUCCCAUGAAGAAGCCGUUGUUCUUCUUCGGUCAGCCGAAGGCCUGGUGUACCUCGUAGUUGCAAGCAGGGAUGGGGCGGAAGAGGAUUUUCUCAAUUACCCAUCUACAAGUUUGCCAGACUUAAUUAGCACCUGCUCUGUUCAAGAUUCAGCUCCUUGGACUGAGAAUAAAGAAAAUGAAGAGCCAGAGGAGGAGGAUGUCAAAGGAAAGAACCUCGUUCCAGAAGUCCAGGAACCUAUGACAGAUAUGGCUAAAUCUCCAGAUUCAGCUUGCACUGAGGGUUCCAAAGAAAACUGCCAAAGUCCAACUCUGGGAGGUGGUAUUUUGAAGUACAGAAGCCGAUCACAAGGGGCAGCGACUCGUUUAGAAUCCGUGGGAGAAGAUGACGAGUUGACAGUGGAAAAUGGAGAUAUGAGUUAUGAAAUAGCCAUGAAAUAUUCCCGAGGAGGGAGAAAACAUUCUCUGCCACAGCAUCUGGACACAGGCACCAGGCAGCAGGAGUACCAAAUUGUUAAAAAAUCCACCCGAUCAUUGAGUGCAGCUCAAGUAGAAUAUCCCUGGCGCCUGACUCAGCCGUCAAUUAUUUCCAACAUUGUUCUGAUGAAAGGGCAAGGCAAGGGUCUUGGAUUCAGCAUUGUGGGGGGUCAGGACUCUGCUCGGGGACGCAUGGGCAUUUUUGUGAAGACGAUUUUCCCGACUGGAACUGCUGCCGCCGAUGGAAGACUUAAAGAAGGGGAUGAACUCCUGGAAGUGAACGGGGAAUCUUUGCAGGGGCUGACCCAUCAGGAGGCCAUUCAGACAUUCAAGCAACUCAAGAAAGGUGUGGUGACCCUCACGGUACGGACCAGACUUCGUAGCCCCAGCCUCACCCCAUGUCCAACUCCUACUUUGCUGAGCCGCUCCAGUUCCCCAAGUUCCAGUGGAGGAGUCCCUUUACCAAGCUCUGAAGAUAUUGAUGUUUCCUCCUCAAGUCGCAAGGGGCCAGGACCAAAGGACAGGGUUGUCAUGGAAGUGACCCUCAAUAAAGAACCAGGUGUCGGGCUGGGUAUCGGUGCUUGCUGCCUCACGCUGGAGAAUAGCUUGCCGGGUAUAUACAUUCACAGUUUGGCCCCGGGAUCUGUGGCUAAGAUGGACGGGAGGUUAAGCCGUGGCGAUCAGAUCCUGGAAGCUGAUUCGGUCAGCUUGCGACAUGCAGCUCUGAGUGAAGCCUACGCCAUUUUGAGUGAAUGUGGUCCUGGCCCAGUCAGCCUUAUCAUUAGCCGCCACCCGAACCCAAAGGUUUCUGAACAGGAGAUGGAUGAAGCCAUCGCACGCACCACUCAGCGAGAAAGCAAGGAUGCCACAUCCUCUCAAGUCACAGGGAAUCUGCCCAAAAGUCCAUCUCCAAGUGUGAAGUCUAAACAGAGUGAAGCCUCCUCACCUUUGAGCUGGACAAUGAAACGAUUUUUGGAGCCAGUGAGUCGGCAGGGAUCUGUCAAUUCUGAAACAGAGCUAUCCCAGUACUUCCUGCAGGAUGGGGCUAGCCACUUGUCGCUUUCAGAGACUACGAUAACGGGCUCCAGCGACGAGGAGCAGCUGCGUCCUAAGAGCGGGAGUAGCUCCCUGGAUGAAAGUUUUUCUUCUCCUGGCGUGCCAACUCCUAAAGAAUCAGGCCUAUGUGAUUCGUCCAGUAGUGGAAACUCACCAGCUCUUAUGAACAAGCACAGGGAAGCUGUUCGGCACGUGAGUUUCAGCGAUAGCCCCAAAGGUGGCCGUACCGCGUUCCAGAGGCAGAGGAGGAUUGCUUUCUACGAUGGCGAUGCCAGUGACGAAGAUGACUUUGCCAAGCAAGAUGGCGUCCAGUUCCAGAGAGGACCAAAGCCCAAAGGCCAGAAGAAGGCAGAGGGCAACUGUGAGGGUGUCAGGGACACUGGUCCAACGGAAGGCAUCGAUGCAAACCAGGAGAAAGGAUUUUCCACGGAGAGCCACCAUGUUCCAACCACAAGCAUCUUUAGGGAUUUGGUGGAGAGUGCCAAGGAGUCCCUAGUCAAACCACUGGAUUCCUUGCAUACGCCAGAGCAUCACCUGAGCUUGAAGGACUACCGAGAGGCACAGCUGGAAUCUAAGAGGUCCCCUAAACUGGAGCACAAAGCAGUCACUAGAGUUAAAAGCCUUAUGAGCAUUGAGUACCAUGGGGUCCCGAGGCCAAAAAACGAAGAACACGGCCCUUGCAAUAAGCCCGUUGGGAGGGCGCUCCCGAAUAUCUGGAAGAGUGAACCACAAGAGAGUCCCCUUGGGCUGAGCUGUACCGAAGUGGUUACCCUGACUCGGAAUGAAAAGGAAUCCUUUGGCCUGGAUCUGGAAAUCCAUGCCACUCCCUUGCGGGUUGUGAUAACCGGGCUGCGCCCUGGUGGAGCAGCUGAAAGGGCAUCUAUGGGAAGGAUGACUGCUGGAGAUGAGAUCCUUUCUAUCAAUGGUAUCCCAAUCCAUGAAUUCUCCUACGAUGAUGUUUGUCAAUAUGUACGGGGUCUCCCCACAUCUAUCAUGCUAGAAGUGCAGAAGUCUGUUUCUGCUCUGAGCAGGCUUACGAGUCUCAUUGCGUCUUCAGAAGUGGAGGAGAGAGUCCAGCGGGAUCCGACCAGUGUUCUCAUGAUUGAGGAAGAAACCAGCUUUGCCAGUCAUAAAGAACCUUUGCACAGGGACGAUCCGGAUGACCGACCAGGAAGGGCAGAGCCUCCAUCUAAUGCCAAGGCCAAGGAGCAACUAACAGAUGCCUUUGAAACUAACUGUGCCCUGGAUAGCACUGUGGUUCCAGUUGCUGACACUGAUGAUUUCCUUGACAAAUGCAAUUUGUCAGAAGAAAAAGAUUCUAAGCGUUCAUUAAUUGGGGCCAGAUGCACCAAGGAAGAGGCUUCUGUGCUGGCAGAAGAUCGUGGUGCUAAUUCUCGGUCAGAUCGUGUUAAGAAUGACGUGCUUGAAAGGCCGCUGAAUUGCACAACGGACGCAAAAGAAAUCUUGGGGUUUUCUGCCCUUGAUUCUAUUAGCCCCAGCAAGAUUUUCACUGUGAAUCAAACCCGCUUGAGUAAUUAUUCCAGGAAUUUUAGCAAUCUAAAUGAAGACACUUUGGCUGGAAUGGAAAGCAAGAACAGCGUGGUUUCGGAAUCUAUGUAUGCGGCUGCAGAGGAUUCCAGCUCAGACACGGAAUCUGUUGUUGAAGCUCCUGGUCUUUUGGGUGGUUCAUCACUCUUACAAUCUGCUCGUGACAAUCCCUUGGAGACACAUAAUACUGAGUCAGACGAGGAGCAAAUUGAAAUUUGCUGUUUGAAUAACGAGCAACAUCAGGUUACUCAGCAGCUCCCAUCUACUACAAAAGUAUUUCAUCAUCCAACUGAAUGGAGUCCUUCGGACCAGGUUUUACCAGCAGAAAGCAUGGCAGAAGUCAGUGCCCUGGGAAUAUCCAAUGGGAAAUCCUCCUUGAAAGAACCACACUCUCCAAGCUCCAAUACACAACAAGCUACUCCAUCCUCCACCUUCCAUUCUCCUUCUCAGGUUUCUUCACUAGGUAUAGAUAGGUCAGAUCAUGCGCUGGAUAAUCAUGCAAUUGACUCUUUCCAUGACAAUGUUGCCUUAAAAAAACAAGGGGGGAUAACUUCUAAAUAUGAUGCUCAAGAGGCACAUUUGUGCUUGACAAAAAAUGUAAAUGGGUGGGACAGUAAGUUCGUCAGCAAUAAUACAACUCCCAAGUCAAAUACAGAAAGUGAUUUUGAAACAGAUCCUCAUUCAGCCGGUCCUCAUUCUGCUUUGACAAAAAAGGGAACUGCUGAUUCAACCCAGUCGAGUAAACCAGAGAGCAAUCUUAUGGAAUGUGCAUCCCAGAGGAUGGGGUAUGUUCCCAAAUCACCCCUCCUGGCAAAAUCGAAAGAUCUGAGUAAGGCCGCUGUUCCUCAUGACUUACCAGGGAAAAAUGAAAAAGCCAACGCAGUUCCUUCAUCGAAAUGUUCAAACGCAAAGAUCCAAAGUUCUUCUUCCAAUCAGUGCAAAGGCCUUUCAGUCCCAUGUAGUCUCCCCUCUUCCAAAAAACUGCAUCAGGAAACUCGAGGGAUUCCGCAGAAGAGUAUAGCAGAAACUCUUUCAAAUAACCUGCGAAACAAACCGGGACCAAAGUUAAAGGGCCUUACUAUUAAAAGCAAAGCCAAGGCAAAUUCAGAUGCCCUUGGUGCUAUUCCUGCCAAAGGGGGUGUAACUGAUCAGAAAAAACCUUCUCUUCCUGUCCAGUUAUCACCCAGACUUCUUACGAAGAAAGUCACGGCGCUCCGUAAUUUAGCUGCACAUUUGGAGCCGCAUGUCAGGAGCCUUGCCUCAGGCUCUAGGGCUCUUCAGCAGGAGGAAGAGAUGGCAAAUAAAUCCUCUUUAGCAGUACCUCAGGAAUCACUGCCGAAUGGUGAGAACACCACUGUGAAGAACAACAAAGGUAAAUCCAUUAACCAUUUGGAACGAAGCGAUGCAGAGGAACAAAAACAAUUGCCCGUUCCAAUUCAAGUUGUCGCAAAUCAUGAAAAGAUAGAGAAUGCUGACCACUUCCAAACUAGAGAAGUUCCAUCCCUGACGAAUGCACCUUCCAAAAUGAUGCCCAGGAGCGAUUGUGCGAGUGACCGAACUGAGAACCAUGGGAUGGAUAAGAAUGUGCCAAAUCCUGAUAGAUGCGAAAUUAGCCCCUUAGGGACUUAUGAUGCCGCGUCAUCUAAAAAAGAGUCUUCCAGACUUCUUCAUUCACAAGCCCAGCAGGAGCAAUCGGGUCAGUUAAUUCAACGCAGUUUCAUUGAGGUGAGACUCUCUUCCUCUCCCUUCGCGUCAACCUCAUUGAUUCUGCAGGAGGCUCCAGAGAAGGAAGACGGUACCAAUAAGAAGAUCAGCCAACUAGAGCGUGGAGUGCAGAGUUCUAUGCGGAAUGCCUUUGAGGAAGAAACCAUACACAGUGCAUUAAAACCUGUGACAAGGACUUACUCAAUGCCUACUCAGUUAUCGAAUCAUUUGAGAGAGGAGAGUGGCGCCAUGAAUCUGCCAGCACAUCACAUUCAAGAUAUCCUGGGCCAUGCUUCAGGUGAAAAGUACUCUCCUUCAGAGAUGGGUGUGCUGAAAAUUGUCCAUCUCAAUCUGAUGAAUGGUCAGAACACCCAAGGUGGCAAAGAGACGCUCAACAGCAUCCCAAAACCAAACACUCAGGAAUUGCCCUUAACCAACGACAACAGCAGUCGCAUUACAGACAAAUUAAAAACAUGCAGGAGGAAUUAUUACUAUUACGAACUCAACUGGCCGCAUGACCCCAUUUCGUCUUUCUCUGUGAAACAGAGAAUCAAAUCUUUCGAGAACCUGGCCAAUUUGGACCGGCCUAUAGUUAAAGCCAUUGACAUACACUCCACUGCUCUCAACUCUAAGCUUCCCAUUGGUCGGAGGCUGUCUGGCGGCAUGUCUACCGUUUCGGCUACCAGUGUAAACGAUGCCGUUCAGGCACUGAGACGAAGCUUGAGUUCAUACUGUGAAAGUGAUGGCCCAGCCUCCCCACGGAUGACAAAAUCGUCAACCACCUCAGCGUUAACUCAUCUGCAGCAGAAUUCUACAGAGAACAACAGCACAGAUGAUACUCCCUGGGAGGACAGUAAAAGAGAUGGUGCUUUGGGAGGUCCAACCAGCUUGCAAUCGUCUACCCCCAACUCCCGAAGAAGCAGGGCCUCAGGAGGGCACAUUAGACACACCCCCUUAUCCCGUUCCAAGAUCCGGGAGCUCAGGGCUUUGAGCAUGCCGGAUCUCGACAAGCUGUGCAGCGAGAACUUCUCCGUGGAAACCGAUUCUUCCCAUUUCCAAAGCGAGCUGGAAAUGGCACCUGCAGCACGGUCUCUUGGCCUUCCCAUUGAAAGUGUUUCCAGCCUCAAUGAAUGCAUGGAGCUCUCCAGCCUCGAGAUGACAAACAGGCAGCGCUCGAAAGAAAGCAGUCCCUGGACCAGUGGUUCUGGCACUCCUGGGUCAGCAUCGGAUGAGGAACUGCUGCAGCAUGAAGCCUCCCUAAAUAAAUUGCACUUGGAGAAGAGCUGGUCCAUCAGCUUGGAUGAACUCUUGGUCUCCACUCUGGAUCAGCAGAAGCUGCAAUCUGUUUUGUCUUCAGUGACAACAAAGUGUGAUGUUUCUUCUUUACUCCAGGAGGCCAAAGCCCAAGCACAGCAUAAAGAAGAUGUUUAUUUUGUAGUCUUAAAUAAAGAGGAGGGAUCUGGCCUGGGCUUUAGCGUUGCUGGAGGAGUAGACCUGGAACAGAAAUCAAUCAUCGUCCAUCGAGUGUUUUCAAAGGGGGUUGCAUCCCAGGAAGGAACCAUUCAUCGUGGAGACCUCAUCCUGUCAAUCAAUGGCGUUUGUCUUGCGGGGUCUGUGCAUGGGGAUGUACUCAAUGCCCUCCACCAGGCGAGGCUCCACAAAUAUGCCAUCAUCGUCAUCAAGAAGGAGAAAGGUGGAGAAAAGAUGUCUUCUUCCCACCCUGAACUAGCGACUUCUGGCAGGCAGACCUUGGUGGCGAGGAAGGACACAACGACGGAAAGGGGAACAGGUCCAGCUGGAGAGCUGAGUGAUACCAUUUGCAUUGAACUCUUGAAGACUUCUGCUGGCUUGGGGUUCAGUCUGGAUGGAGGAAGAGCUUCUCUUUCUGGAGACCGGCCUUUGCUCAUUAAAAGAAUAUUUAAAGGUGGCGCUGCUGAACAAGCUGGGAAACUGGACGUCGGUGAUGAAAUUCUUGCCAUCGAUGGAAAAUCCCUUCUCGGACUCAUGCAUUACGAUGCCUGGAACAUCAUUAAAUCUGUCCCAGAGGGACCGGUACAAUUGCUUAUCCGAAAACAUCAGUCUCUAGUAUGACGUGUGCACUAUUGACUUUUGAGUGCAUCCUUCCAAGCUUUGUAUGUCAGGUAGCUGAUACCUACCUUUCAGACGCCUCACAGAGUCAGUGAGAGUCCAUGUCAGAACAUCAGAAAGCCUGAAGAUGCAAGAAAUCGCUGUCGCCGCUGGUUCCCAGCUGGGCGGGAGACAUCAAAGUGCCACAUAUUUCUCCCGUUUUCUGUACAGACAUCUAAAUCUCCUUUCUCCAGUCCUGGACAGCUCCUGAUUCAUCAUUUGCGUGGGCAUCAACCAAAGCGAAGUUAUUGGUUGGCUUAAUUCAAGCCAAGCCUCAGCCUUGGGAUCUGUUUUUUAGUAUAUAAAGGUUUCACCCAGGAA